Messenger RNA from Manis javanica (Malayan pangolin), 3432 nucleotides. RefSeq names its product mitogen-activated protein kinase kinase 7 (gene MAP2K7). Lineage: Eukaryota; Metazoa; Chordata; Mammalia; Pholidota; Manidae. The record is from RefSeq and is a predicted model, not a curated record. Gene Ontology annotation, biological process: protein phosphorylation. Gene Ontology annotation, molecular function: protein kinase activity; ATP binding.
UGCGCCAAGCGGGGUGAGACGGCGGCUCGGCGGGGUCAUCCAAACGCAGGCGCAGUGCGGUGUUUGUCUGCCGGACUGACGGACGGCCGGGCGGUGCGCGGCGGCGGCGGCGGCGGCGGCGGCGGCGGCGGGGAAGAUGGCGGCGUCCUCCCUGGAGCAGAAGCUGUCCCGCCUGGAAGCAAAGCUGAAGCAGGAGAACCGCGAGGCCCGGCGGAGGAUCGAUCUCAACCUAGAUAUCAGCCCCCAGCGGCCCAGGCCCACCCUGCAGCUCCCGCUGGCCAAUGAUGGGGGCAGCCGCUCGCCAUCCUCCGAAAGUUCCCCGCAGCACCCCACGCCCCCUGCCCGGCCCCGGCACAUGCUGGGGCUUCCGUCCACCAUGUUCACACCGCGCAGCAUGGAGAGCAUCGAGAUUGACCAGAAGCUGCAGGAGAUCAUGAAGCAGACAGGCUACCUGACCAUCGGGGGCCAGCGCUACCAGGCAGAGAUCAAUGAUCUGGAGAACCUGGGGGAAAUGGGCAGCGGCACGUGCGGCCAGGUGUGGAAGAUGCGCUUCCGGAAGACAGGCCACGUCAUCGCCGUCAAGCAAAUGCGGCGCUCUGGGAACAAGGAGGAGAACAAGCGGAUCCUCAUGGACCUGGACGUGGUGCUUAAGAGCCACGACUGCCCCUACAUCGUGCAGUGCUUCGGGACCUUCAUCACCAACACCGACGUCUUCAUCGCCAUGGAGCUCAUGGGCACGUGCGCAGAAAAGCUCAAGAAGCGGGUGGAGGGUCCCAUCCCGGAGCGCAUCCUGGGCAAGAUGACGGUGGCGAUCGUGAAGGCGCUCUUCUACCUGAAGGAGAAGCAUGGCGUGAUUCACCGGGACGUCAAGCCCUCCAACAUCCUGCUGGACGAGCGGGGCCAGAUCAAACUCUGUGACUUCGGUAUCAGCGGCCGCCUGGUGGACUCCAAGGCCAAAACGCGGAGCGCAGGCUGUGCUGCCUACAUGGCACCGGAGCGCAUCGACCCCCCGGAUCCCACCAAACCAGACUACGACAUCCGGGCAGAUGUGUGGAGCCUGGGCAUCUCCUUGGUGGAACUGGCCACGGGCCAGUUUCCCUACCAGAACUGCAAGACGGACUUCGAGGUCCUCACCAAAGUCCUGCAGGAAGAGCCCCCACUCCUGCCCGGCCACAUGGGUUUCUCGGGGGACUUUCAGUCCUUCGUCAAAGACUGCCUUACUAAAGAUCACAGGAAGAGACCAAAGUAUAAUAAGCUACUUGAACACAGCUUCAUCAAGCGCUACGAGACGCUGGAGGUGGACGUGGCUUCCUGGUUCAAGGAUGUCAUGGCGAAGACUGAGUCGCCGCGGACUAGUGGAGUCCUGAGCCAACACCAUCUGCCCUUCUUCAGGUAGCCGCGUGGCGAUGGCCAGCCCUACUGGGGGCCGGGGGCGUGGCCGCAGGCCACCCCUUUCCCACCUGGUCACCUAGCUGCCCGCCAGGGGAGACCUGGGACCCAGAUGGCCACCGAGGGCUGAGGACAGGAAGUAGGGGUGCCGACCCACCCCUGACUCCUUGCCUGGUGGCCGUGGACAGAUGUGCCCACCAGGCCCCAGCCCUUCCUGUCCUGGGGUCAGCUGGCCGUGCGAGUCCCCAACAGACACUGUGAACGGAAGACAGCAGGCCGCGACAGACUCGCUAUUUAUUCAGUCAUAACCUCUGGGCUGGGGCGGCCCCCAGGGUUGGGGAGAGCCCCCACCCCACACCCUCCUCACUGGCAGUGUGCUGCCACCCACCCCCUGCUGUGCACAUGCUCCACCUCAUCUCCUCCUGUCACCCCCUCUCUACCUCUCUGGCUUUCCCCGGCUCCCUCCCCACCUCGCCUCUACCCUGGCCCAUGCCAGGCUCCACGGGGGACUCCUGGGUCCCCUUGGAUCUCUGGUGACAGUCACCAUCGGCUGGCAUCCUUGCCCCAGGAAGGUGGGCUGGGCCUUGUAACUGCAGCCAGACCUGGGCUGGUUGGUGUCCCUCUUUCUCUUUGAUCUCAGGGGGUCCUUUUUGGAGUUUAUUGUAUUUUAUUGUACUGGGUGGGGUGUUUGGGGUGGGUUGGGGGAGAAGAGCUGUUUUCAUGGGGUUUGUCAGUACCUUCAGAAACUCUUACCAAAGUCAUGUUUAGCUGCUUGUGGGGGUCCCCUGCCCACCUGCCUGGGGCACAUGGGGCUGGGGCCUGGGCCACUGUGCCUUGAAGGCCCAGCCGGGUAGAGGGGUGUCCCAGAGGUGGGCUGUGGGGGCUCCUUUUCCCUUAGGGCUGGAGACUGGCCACAGCUGGGGUGGGGGGUGAGUUGAGGACCUCAGGGUACAGAGGGAGCCAGGGGCCGUGGCCACCCAGGGUGGCCUUCAGGAAAGGCGGGUGUGGGUGUGGUGGAGGGCAGCAGACGCAGGUGCGGCAGGGAGGUGGUGGGGGAGUUGAAGGCGGGAGUGGGCCGAGAGGCCUGGGCAGGCGGGGAGCAAGGGUAUGAGGAGGGGUGUAGGGGUCCGAGGACGUGUGAUGGGAACAGAGGUGGGCGGGCUGAGGGCUAGGGGUGUGCCGGGAGGCUCGCCCUCACGAUAGUCCUGAGUGCCUCCUGACUCGCCCAGAGCUGGCCAGUCCACAGGCCCCGGGGCCGCCAGCAGCUGCAGCGGGAGGGGGGUUUCCUUUUGGUUGGUGAUGCAUGCAAAUCACGUGGUCAACAAAAUAACAAAAACAAAAACAAAAACAAAAAAGCCCCACAAAACCAACACCAAAGGUGAGGAAGCUCGCUGAAUGUAGCUGAAGCAGUCUAGACUUAGGCGCCACUGUAUGCUAUCUAUCCUAUGGACCUGUUACUCUUGAACUCACAAGAAGCCGCAUGUUUAAAGAGUACCCCCAGCCAGCCUCUCUGUCCCUCCCCAGCCUCGGGAAGGGACAGCCACCUUCUCUUGCCCCAAGUCUCCUUUGUGAGGGGAUGGGGAUGGGGGCACAGUGGGGGGCCAACAGGUCUGGCCUCCCGGCCCUCCCUUGCCAGGCCCAGCCAUGGGGGCCUGAGCGGGCGGCCUGAAGGUCCCAUGGCUGGUCCCAGGGCUAGUGCAGGCCCGAGGCCAGCUGCCUGGGUCUAUUUUUUUAUUUAACUAGUUUCUGUUUGGUGUGUGUGUGUGUCUGCCCGCCCCACCCCCCUUCAGUGUUAAAUGGGAGGCCUGGGGGAGCCUUCCCCCCCAUGUCCUUCCCCUCCGUCACCAGCCACCAGCCAUCCCUGUCUCCACCAGGCAGUGGGCGGAGUGGGCAGGCAGGUAGGGGAGCUGGGCCUGGCCCCGCCCGCUGGCCCUCAGCCCCUUCUCAGGCCACCAGUAUCGCCUGGUCCCUUUUAAAAACAAAACACCCACGUUUAUAAAUCCUUAGAUGCUUGAGAAUAAAACCCCUCCCUUUUCUUCCUCU